UGUGUACGUUAAAAAUUUGGAUUAGAAAAAUCAAUAAAUAUUGCCAAUAGCAUAUGUGUUAUUCUAUUUUAUACAGUUUCAAGGCGCAAAAUUAAUCUGGGGCUGCAGCACUCCAAACCGCCAGCUUCCAUCCAUUACCCAUGUGGCAACCAUGCGCAUGCUCUUUAUGAUUUUCACAAUAGCCGAGCGAAGUUUCAAGAUUCUAGAGCUGCCCACCGCCACAACGCUCCUGCUGCGCCGCCAGUGUCACAACUACUCCUACGACUACAUCAGCCCCACGCACAUAGAACUCAGUCGGGAGGCCACCCGCCUUGUAAUCCGCCGCCUCCAGCGCACCGUACUCCGCCUGAUCCGUGACCCGGACUUUAGCAUGUCCGCCGAGGCGAAUCCCGAGACGGAAAAGGACACCCAGGACUCGCCGUUCGCGGCUAACCGCAAGACCGGUCCCACUGCCGGCGCCGGCAAGCAGGACUCCAACUGCCGCACCUGCAACGACUUCAAGUCCUGGUCGAAACAGCAACGCCUCAUCUCCAACGUGCAGAGCUCCAAGGUGAAGCACAUGGCCGCCGCCGAGAAGCUGACGGUUAAUGCCGCCCAGGAACCGCUGCCCCGCGAUGACUGCCCGCUGGACAAGGUACGCCUGGGCAUCUCCACCUGGGGACUGCUCCACACGAUGGCCGCCUUCUACUCGGACAACCCCACGGACACCGAGAAGCGCGACAUGAAGACCUUCUUCGAGGUGCUCUCCCGCCUCUAUCCCUGCGAGUUUUGCGCCAAGGACUUUCGCACCGACCUGGAUGUCAACCCGAUCAAUGUGAACUCCCAGAAGGAGCUGGCCAUGUGGCUGUGCAAGUUCCACAACCGCGUGAACGACAAGCUGGGAAAGCCGCUCUUCGACUGCACCAAGGUGAACGAGAGAUGGCGCGACGGCUGGCUGGACGGCUCCUGCGACUAGGCGCCCCCAGUCCCAUCUUGCCGAGAAUCCCCCGUUGACCGGUUGCCAUGUUGACCAGACUUGUCCCACAUAUUGCUCGGCAUGCCCAUCACGGAUCACCACGGAACACUGCACUCUCCUGCUCGGCGGUGAUCCGCCACCCAAAACUGUGCUCUGUGCUCCGUUCCUGGCCAGAGGCACUGCCCCAUUAGUCGGAGUCUGCGUCGGCGUGACAUAAAAUUGAGUUAUAUAUUGUAAUAGAGCGACACAUCAACGGUCCGUUGUUAAAUGAUUUGCUGGCUAUGAACUCUCAGAGAAUACACACAUUUUGUUGAAGA
Drosophila subpulchrella is the source of this 1272-nucleotide messenger RNA. It is a transcript of the gene Alr, whose product is annotated as FAD-linked sulfhydryl oxidase ALR. Gene Ontology annotation, cellular component: mitochondrion. Bases 152 to 955 code for a protein of 267 amino acids. Gene Ontology annotation, molecular function: flavin adenine dinucleotide binding; flavin-dependent sulfhydryl oxidase activity. The transcript has 4 exons. NCBI's taxonomy places the organism in Eukaryota, Metazoa, Arthropoda, Insecta, Diptera, Drosophilidae. The record is from RefSeq and is a predicted model, not a curated record.